AGGGCUUCCGUGGGGACUCGGCCACUCGGGGCUCCGCAGCGGCCACUCUAGCCGCUGUCGCGUGGCUUGGCCUCGCUCUUGCGGCUGCAAGUUCUCCAUGGUGCCAGCAACGACAUGUGGCGCCUCCCGGGACUGCUGGGCCGAGCUCUUCCCCGUCUGCUGGGACCCAGCCUCCGGGGGGUGACCGCCAAGUCCACCAGCCCCGAUGGGCCUCAGGCUACCUCCUCCACCCUGCUGGUCCCUGUGCCCAACCUUGACAGGUCCGGCCCCCAGGGCCCAGGCAGGAACAGUGGUCCAAGGUCUCAUGGAUGGAAAGAUGCCUUCCAAUGGAAGUCUGCCCAUGUCUCCCCAAACACCCUGUGGGAUGCCAUAUCAUGGGGCACUCUGGCUGUGCUGGCCCUGCAGCUGGCAAGGCAGAUCCACUUCCAGGCAUCCCUGCCAGCAGGACCUCGGCGAGUGGAACACUGCUCUUGGCACAGUCCCCUGGACCGUUUCCUGUCAUUUCCCUUGUGGCAGCCGCGCUCCUCACUGCGGCGGCACAUUCUCCCCAGCCCUGACGGCCCAGCUCCCAGGCACGCUGGCCACAGGGAACCCAGGCUGGGCCAGGAAGAACCCUCAGCCCAGCCCAAGAGCUUCUCCUCACAUAGCUCCUUGAGAGCAGCUGGUCCUCAGGACCCCUUUGAGGAAGAUCCCAGUGAUUUGGGCUUCUUGCACGCCAGCAGUAGCUUCGAGUCCAAGGCAAAACCAGUCCAGCCUCAGCCCACUAGUGGAAAGAAGGAACAAGAUAGAUCAAAAACUCUUUCCCUCGAGGAGGCCGUGACUUCCAUUCAGCAGCUCUUCCAGCUCAGUGUUUCCAUCGCUUUCAACUUCCUGGGGACAGAGAACAUGAGGAAUGGGGACGACAUGACAGGCUUUUCUUACUUCAAGAAAGCUGCAGACCGUGGCUACAGCAAAGCACAGUACAACACGGGUUUGUGUCAUGAACAUGGCAGAGGCACCCCCAGGGACAUUAGCAAGGCGGUCCUUUAUUACCAACUGGCUGCCAGCCAGGGCCACAGCCUGGCUCAGUACCGCUGUGCCAGGUGCCUGCUGCGAGACCCAGCCUCCUCUUGGGGCCCUGAGCAGCACAGGGCAGUGUCCAUGCUGAGGCAGGCUGCAGACUCGGGCUUGAGAGAGGCCCAGGCUUUCCUCGGAGUGCUUUUCACCAAGGAGCCGUACCUGGACGAGCAGAGAGCUGUGAAGUAUCUUUGGCUUGCAGCCAGCAACGGGGAAAUCUCAGCUUUAUGUCGCUGCGAAUCACUGGGAAGGCAAUCUGUGGUUUGCUGUGUUCCUCAAGUGUUUGUGACCAGCAUAUUUUUUGAGCUGCCUCUUGAAGGACCCGGAGUCCUGGAUUAAAGCAAGCAAUAUGCACGUACUGUAAUUUCCCUACACAGUAGCUACUGCUUCCUUUGUUUUUUCGGCCAAACGUAUAGCUUCAUUGAACUCUUGGGCAUGAGAAUACUUUUUCUCCUCCAUUCUGUGUUGCCCAAAAUAUCUGUAGUAGCUGUCAGAUGGGGACUGAAGUCCCCAAUCAGUACUGGCCUCUGUGCCCGCCUUUCCUUGUAAUAGCCCUACACAGCUUCCUCAGGCUGGGCGGUCCUGCGUGUCUCUCUGCUGGACAAGCCCGGGGGCACCCUGGCUGCUUUAAUCAGACCGGCAUGCUAAAAGGGGAAUGCACAAAGGGAUGUCUGUCACCUGUUAUGUGACAGUGUGCUGGGACACAGACCUCACACUUACCUACCCCACAGGGAAUGGUGUCUUCCUGGGCGUCGCAGGCCUGGGUGUGUCGUAACCUGGCCUGUAGCCUGUAGACAUGAGUCCGUCAUCUUUAUUGGCGAGACCUUGGCCUGCGUGUUCCAGAAGUGAGGGCUCAGCCUCUCCAGAAAUUUGACUGUGAAGGGUAGGAAAGAAAUGAGACCAUGGUUGGGAGUCAGCAGUGUUUUGUUUUUUUAAGUUAAGAGAGUGACUAUGAUGAAGUGUUCUAGUAGACCGGGAGAGAUUGCUGAUGGGGGCGACUGCAGGGGAAGAUAAUAACAGCACUAGUCUAGGCACUUUUUAUAUAGUAACUCAUUUAAUCCUUACAACAACCUAAUACAGUAGGUGCUAUUAUUGUCCCCAGUUUAUUGGCGAGGAAACUGAGGCACUGAGCCAUACAGUAACAUGCCUGAGGUCACACAGCUGGUAAGUGGGGGGCCGCGAUUGGAACCCAGGCAGUCUGGCCGAACAGCCGGGCGCCCAGCCCCUGCGGGAUCCUGCCUCUCAAAAAAGCAUAGUUCUCAGUGAGAGGAGAGAACCCAGAGCUGUGGGCAAAGGGCUUAGCCUUUUGAAGGACGAGAAACACGUUCUCUGUGAUUUAUGCUUUGCAACCGCUCAGGCAGAGCUUCAGGAAGGCGUGCAGGGCCCUGGAGAAGCCGACCCUCCAGCCUGCCUACUUGCUCUGUCAGGACAGUAGGAGCCUGCCUCCGGGAGUCCCCUGGGGGCUGUUUCCUGUAGCCUUCACUUCUGCAUACUUGCAGCCAGCCUCAGCGAGAGAACCUUCCAUACUGCUGUGGCUGGAGUCUCCCGGGUGGAGGGUCCCGUCUCCUCUGGGCAAGCUCUGGGCCUCUGGGGGCUCAUCACCGGGAUCCCUCGGUGUCGGGGGCGGGCCGGGGCUGGGCCUCGACCCUGCACGGAUAAGCCCUAGCGUGCUCCUGCGUCAGCGUCCCGGGUCCUCAGUUCUGCAUGUGUGUAUCUGUCUGUCCAUUUUCUUCUC
Messenger RNA from Lemur catta (Ring-tailed lemur), 2791 nucleotides. RefSeq names its product DAP3 binding cell death enhancer 1 (gene DELE1). The transcript is spliced from 11 exons. Gene Ontology annotation, molecular function: protein binding. Bases 115 to 1395 code for a protein of 426 amino acids. The record is from RefSeq and is a predicted model, not a curated record. NCBI's taxonomy places the organism in Eukaryota, Metazoa, Chordata, Mammalia, Primates, Lemuridae.